Trematomus bernacchii (emerald rockcod) is the source of this 3079-nucleotide messenger RNA. RefSeq names its product WW domain-binding protein 11-like. The record is from RefSeq and is a predicted model, not a curated record. Lineage: Eukaryota; Metazoa; Chordata; Actinopteri; Perciformes; Nototheniidae. Gene Ontology annotation, cellular component: spliceosomal complex. Gene Ontology annotation, biological process: mRNA cis splicing, via spliceosome.
GAUGACGUGAAAUGACCCACUUCCGGUCUCUCUCUCGCUCAGUAAACAUGGCGGAUGGCUAACGGCUGCAUAUAGAAGACUUUGGAUACCUCUUUCAGAAUCAACACGUGUCUUUAUUUACUUCUGAUACGCUGAGCAGCGCGUGCGGGGCUUUGUGCUCUUAAGGGAUUUUUUUCUUUAUUAAAAGGUGAAGGAGACGCAGCGACACAAUGGGGCGACGCUCGACCUCCUCCACCAAGAGUGGGAAGUUCAUGAAUCCCACCGACCAGGCCAGAAAGGAGGCCAGGAAACGGGAGUUAAAAAAGAACAAGAAGCAGAGGAUGAUGGUGAGAGCGGCGGUGCUGAAGAUGAAAGACCCCCGACAAAUCAUCAAAGACAUGGAGAAGCUGGAUGAGAUGGAGUUCAACCCGGUCCAGCAGCCGUUGCUGAAUGAGAAAGUUCUGCGGGACAAGAGGAAGAAACUCCGCGAGACAUUUGAACGCAUCGUCCGUCUGUACGAGAGAGAAAACCCCGAAACGUACAAGGAGCUGCGGAAAGUGGAGCUGGAUUACGAGACAAAACGAGGGCAGCUGGCGCUCUACUUCGACUCCGUCAAGAAUGCAGAGUCAGUGGAGGUGGACAGCAUCCCUCUGCCAGACAUGCCUCACGCUCCCUCCAACAUCCACAUCCAGGACAUCCCCCUCCCCGGAGCCCAGCCGCCCUCCAUCCUCAAGAAGAACGCCCCUUUCGGAAAAGGAGCUCUGUCAGCUGGACCCAUUUUGUCGACGGUACCAGGUGUUCCUCGGUUACCUCCGGGGAAGAAGCCCCCCGGCCCCCCCCCAGGACCCCCGCCCCCCCAGGUGCUGGCCCUGUACGGCAUCCCCUCUCGAAGAGCUUACGGCACAGACACAGAGCCUUCUAUUCCGGGUUUGGAGAAGGACUCGGCGAUGGAGCUGGGCAGAGAUCGAGACAGCGACAGCGGCAGCGACAGAGACCGAGACGACGUGGACGAAGAGGACAGCGACUCUGAGGAAGACAGCGAGGAAGAGCGAGAGGAGGAGAGGGACGGAGAGAUGAGGAUGAGCGUGGACCGACCGGAAGAGGAGAGGGAGCGAGACGAGGACAGAGACAGGACCGAGAGGCAUGCUGGUCGCAGUGUACGUUUCGCUGAUUUGCCUCCAGAGGCUCCCCGCGACGGAAAGAAGAAGAAGAAGAGGUUGGUGAAGAAGACGAAGGCCAUCACCCCUCUGCAGGCCAUGAUGUUGAGGAUGGCAGGUCAGUCAAUUCCUGAGGACGAGGAAGAGGAGGAGGUAGAGGAAGAAUACACGGAUGAAUCUGACAGUUCGGACAUCGAGGACCGAGGACCCCCUGGGGAGAGCCAGCCUCACCUGAUGGCUAAUCCUCGACUCCCCCCUCCAGCUGUGGGACAGCAGGGACCUCCACACCUGCAGGGGCCUCCGAUGAGCGGGCCCCCACCCAUGGGUCCUCCCCCAAACCCUCCCAUGAGGCCCCCUGGUCCCCCGUCUGGCCCCCCACCAGGACCACCACCAGGUGCUCCUCCCUUCCUGAGGCCUCCCGGUAUCCCUGGAGGAAUGAGGGGUCCGAUGCCUCGCCUCCUGCCUCCUGGUCCUCCUCCCGGCCGGCCCCCAGGCCCCCCCCCUGGUCCUCCUCCUGGCCUCCCACCUGGCCCCCCACCCAGGGGACCCCCUCCCAGACUACCACCCCCUGCACCACCAGGUAUCCCACCUCCUCCCCCGAGAGCAGGAGGACCCCCCCGGCCCCUCGCCCCCCCCCUCUCCCUGUUCCCUCCCCCUCUCAACUCCAACGUGCUCAGCGCUCCUCCCAACAUCGUGCAGCGGCAAAAAGGCUCCGGAUCCAACCAGGAAGGUCCUCAAAACAACAUGCCGCCGCCCCCUCCGAUGCCCAUGUCCAUGCGCCAAGGGGGGGUCAUGCAGAUGCCCCCCCCCCCACCAGGGACAUCCAACCCCUCCAGCAACAACCCCCCAGGUGGAAACCCCCACCACGCCGCCGCCACCAUCGAGAAGCGAGCAAACAUCACGUCUGUUUCUGCUUCUUCUGGAGGAGGUCUGUUGGCGUCGGGGGUCGGUGUCGGAGCCACGAUCUCAGCCAAACCUCAGAUCAUCAACAUGAAGGCGGAGGUCACUCGCUUCGUCCCCACGGCUCUGAGGGUGAGGAGGGACAAGGUGGGGGGAGGGAUGACGAUGGCCGGCGCUCACGAGAAGUCGGGGGUCGGGAGGCGGAAAGAUGAAGGCUUGGGGCUGAAACAGCAGGCGACCGCGGCCUCCAUGGGAUACGUGAACCCAAACCAGAUGGGGGCGGUGGCGCAGUCCAACAUGAAGAGUAAGGACCAGAUGUACGAGGCGUUCAUGAGGGAGAUGGAGGGGCUGCUCUGAGACUCAGGGGGGAGGGGGGGGGGGGGUCAUAGGGAGGGGUUUUCUGUGUGGAUAUAGAGUUGUGCAGGAAUGAGUUAGCAUUGUAGCGCUUCCUGCUCUGUAAGUCAAUGGUUUUCCGAAAGUGUUUUGGUUGUAAGCCAGAAAUAAAGUCUGUGGUUAACUCCUAAUGUUAGCGUUUUACUUCAGAAAUCAAAAUGUGUAAGUAUCAUAACGUUUUUUCCAAAAUCCAAUGAAAAACUCCCAUUGGCUUUUUGUGGAGGGAACCGGGAAGAUGCUGCCUUCAGGGUCGGACUACAAAAAUCAGACAUCCCUGCACCGCUCUUUAGAGGUAGCUGUCGUCUAGGUGUUCAGCUAGAUCAGCUUCUCUUCUGUAAGCACUGCUCUCAUUUCAUUUAGAAUUGUUGUUUUAAGGAGAAUUUAAUGUACGUAAGAAAUCAGAUGUUAGCGAUGGUUUGCUUUUAGGAGGCGGCUCAUAAACUGAACUCUAUUAACGACCAUGCUUUGUGUUCUCCGGUAUCUUCCCCGGCCAACUCUUUGUGAUUUAAAAUGACCAGAAAACACUUUUUGUACCAUUGUUAUUUUAUCUCCUAAACAUCAGAAUAAAGGUGUGGAAUAUUUCUCUUUCUCUGACGAAAAACACGUGUGAAACUGUCUGAUCUGCAGCUGAAUAAAUACUUUUUACCUCA